UAAUGUGGACAAGUCUGCAGACAAGUGGUGGGCCGAGAGCCCUGUCCUUCCCAUUUGGAUGGCGAAUCAGAUGAUUGAUCCCAUCAACAGAUUCAGCGCAUCCAUGCAAUGGCCCGGAAGUCAUGUCCACUAUAGAAAUCAGACGAUUAAAUAUCUGCAAGACUUUGACAAUAAGAUGGAAUGGACGGCGAGAGUGGAUAAGAUAAUUGAGUGGAUGUCUGACACAACAGAGCCUGCAAACUGUGUGUUCGCGUACUUCGAUGAACCGGACACUACUGCCCACGAGUUCGGACCAUUCAGUGAUGAAGUGUUUGCAAUGGUUAGUAAGGCUGACAAUACCACC
This is a messenger RNA of Oppiella nova, 343 nucleotides long. NCBI's taxonomy places the organism in Eukaryota, Metazoa, Arthropoda, Arachnida, Sarcoptiformes, Oppiidae. The record is from the annotation of a GenBank genome assembly.